GUCCCUUUCCUCCCACGUUGCAGCAGUCAGGAACGUGUCCCUUAGAAGCCGCCAUCAGUCCUGCCAUUGUAUACAUUACACGAGGUUCUUCCCUGCGAGCCCAUCAUUCCUUUACCCAACACCCGUCUUCUUUUUUCCCCGCCUCCCGCACGAUGGCAGAUCAAACUCCGGCCAUCAGCACUCAGUCUGCUGUCGCCUCUGUCGAGCAAUUCCUCCAAGCGCUUCCUCCUGAGCUGAUCCUAAACAUCAUUGGUUGGCUCGCCCUGUCCCCCACCAUUAACACUGUAUGCGCUUCCCGCACCCUCUACAAUCAAAGCCUCCCGCACCUUCACACCCACCCGAGAUUGGAUGAAGGCAACGUCGAGGCCUUCUACGGCCACCUGUUCGGGCUGUCGAAUGUCGAGGACUUUGAGGAUGAUACCGGUGUGAUUGAAUUCUACUUUCACCGCCAGGCGGUGACGACUUAUGAAGCUGAGCUCCACGACUACUACGGCCUCGCGCCUCUGCUCCGCAAGCUCUUCUGCCUUCAGCACGCCAAGACGUUGACGAUCUGUGACUCGGUCGCUCUUCAGAAGACUGUCGUUUCCGUAUCCCACUAUCACUCUUGGGUCAACUACGUUCGCCGUUGUGUCUUCAAGACGCCCGAAAUCAAGAAGCGUCUGGAGGCUCCCCUGUUUCAAGAGGUGGAAGAGAUCGUCAUCUAUCGCGAGGAUAUUGCCAAGGAUGCGUCGAAGGAUGAGAUCAAAUGGGAGUGUUUUCUCAGUCUGAUUGAGGUCUUUCCCCAGCUCAAGGAUGUCGUCUUGCACUUGCCUUCAGCUAUCCCUUGCGAAGGCUUCUAUGACCCGAUGAUCAAGGAGCUGGGCACCGGACACCUCGAGACAUUGACCAUCUAUGGCUUGUCCCCCGCUGCCCGCGAGGACUUGGAAAAGGCAAUGGGAAAGAAGUUGGCAGAGGCGGUGAUUUUCCAUACCAUUUGAGUAUAUGUAGAAUGCCUGAUGUUGAACGACGAUGAUGGACCGAAAAGGAGUAAGGUCGUCUAGAUGCCCGGGGAUAAUUGGGACUCAUAUGUGCAGAUUACUUGUCUCUUUCACGAACGAAUAUCGAAUUUCAAGCACGGGCAUCCUCAAAGGAAAGCGCAGAUACAAUUUCAUAACAUAUAAACUCCCUUUUUCAACUUAUCGCCCGCGUGCUUGAUGUUGCAGUCGGUUCUUUAAUUCCAAUCCCCAUGCUUAUCAGUCUUUCUGAACAUGCCAAGUAUUGAAUAUGCAUAUACACAACAGGUCCGAGAGCCACGGGCUCACUAGGCUUCCUACAACUACAUAUAUACCCAAUAGCAUGCAUCGUACCUAUUACAUCCGAAGAA
Messenger RNA from Cryptococcus amylolentus CBS 6039, 1363 nucleotides. RefSeq lists its product as hypothetical. Bases 153 to 977 code for a protein of 274 amino acids. NCBI's taxonomy places the organism in Eukaryota, Fungi, Basidiomycota, Tremellomycetes, Tremellales, Cryptococcaceae. The transcript is spliced from 2 exons. The record is from RefSeq and is a predicted model, not a curated record.